AUGCAAGGCUUUAAACUCAGCUCGGGACCUGUCGAUGAACGGUUUGCAUUUUCAAUUUUUCUAUUGAUUAGUAUAUUAGAAUCUUUAAUUAAGCUCUUAGGGCAUUGAAACUUUGUAGUUUUGAGAUUUUUUUAAAAAAAGUUUUUUAAGAGAAAUCUUAUUUAGGGGCCCUAACUCAACUCUUACGGGGCCCCGAAAAAUCUGCUUUUAGGGGCCCCCUAUAGGGGGUAGGAUCAAAUUUUCACUGGGAUUCUCUUCUUUUCGAUUUCUUUCCAGCGUCGUUUUAUGAAAGGAUAGAUAAAAAAAGAUGCAAAAUUGAAUUAAAAAAAUGAGAUAUUUUUUUAGAAAGAACCUUUUUGUUUUUGCCCGAGUAUAUUCUUAUAUGGAAAGAUAGCUAAUUUUAGACUGUGAAUCUCGAAUUUUCCAGUGCAAAUAUAUAGCCCAUACCGCGUCAGCUUGUCACGUUUUUUUGUGUUUUUGACCAAACUUCGCUUCGAGACCUUUUUUUGUCUAUUCGCAGAUUUGUGGAGCAAAAGUGCAAAACAAAAAAACUGUAUUUUUCGAUAAAUUUUUUUCUUCUUCUUGAUACUUGUCUGUCUCGCGCGGUAAGGACUAUAAUCGUCAUUUCAAAAAAAUCUUUGCCAAAAGAUUUUUAAGGCGCAGAAGCCUUGCGCUACCCAAAAAUUUUUGACGGAAAGCUUGUUGAAUUUUUUUCUUUUUUUGCCUUGCAAAAUUCGAUGAUAAACCGUUGAGUAAAUUUGAGUUGAACUGAAUAAUAUUCCCAAACGGAGUUUUCUGUCAGUUGUUUUUCAAUUUCAUCAUGAACUGAAUCAUAUGUUAUCAUAUAAAAUAAAGUAUCAUUUUUGUAAAGUUCAACCAAUUUUUCCUUUCACUGAAUAUUUCUGGAGUAACGAUUUUUCAGAGUUUUACUAAAAAAAAACGGAAAAAAACUCAAAUUUUUCUAGAACCCGAUUUUUAUUUUUUUGCACAUAACUUAUCUUUUUUCCUUUUUAAUAAUAAAGAAUCUAGGAAGAACAGUGUUAAAAUUGAGCUUUUCUUUUCUAAUUCAUGUGAAACUUAUAACUUACAGGAAAUAGCGUUUUCAUUUCUAGCUUUGUCAGCUUGUUUGAAAUUUCUUGUUAUGGGGUUUUUGAGAUUGUUAUGUCCUCAAAAAAAGCUCUUCUUCUCGAAAUUCAUUCUUUUUGAGCAUAUAUUCUCCGUUAAACCCUCCAGAUUUCAAAUAUUAUAGGACUUUUUAACUCGAAACUUCUUAAAAAAAUUCCCAGUCUAUUAAAAAAAGAAAGUUUAGAUACCGUUAUUUGUUUGAAAAACGACGGGGUGACGACGAUUUGAAAGGCGCGUUUCCGAUGGAACGGAGGGAAGGAAGUUCGAAUAGUUAUAGACAGUCUUUGGACCCUCUGAAUCCUCCCAAAGGUUGAAAAUUAAAUAUUUCUUCCUGUUUCAAAAUAUUUUUCACAGAUAUUGAUGAUGAACCCGAUCGGAAAAGACACAAAGGUGACCGGGAGAAGAAGAAAAAGAAAAAGGACAAGAAAAAGAGGGAAAAGGUCGGUUUUGUGAUAAUUUUCGAUGUUUUCAACAAUAAUAUAAGGAGGAGGAACGGCGAAGGAGUGAAACGACUGGCGGCAAAGCUUGACUUCUUGGUUAGGAUUUUGGAAAUUCGUGAGUUUUUUUCUAUUCCUAAUAAUUUUUUUCAGCAAUUUUUUUCGGAAUAACUUUCUGAGAAUAUUAUAAAAUCUAUUAUCAAGGUUCACACCUAAUCCUUGAAAGUUUUAGAAGAUAUAGUACUGAAAUGAAAAAAAUUCCAGUGAAUAAUUAUCAUCAGAUAGAUGAAAUUUGGUUUUUUUCCGACUUUCCAAUCGAAUUUUUCCUGAUCUUUUUUUCGAUUUAGCAGUCCGUUUUUGAAAAAAAUUCGUAGAAAUGCUGUUGACCAAUCUUUGCAAGGAGUUUUGCCAAUUUUUUUCUGGUCUUCUCGAAAAAAAUUUUUAUGAGUAAUUUUUUUCCAUACUAAAAAGAGACUGAAUUGAAUUUUUUUAGUAGAAAGUUUCUAAAAAAAGAGAAAAAAAUUUUUUUGCCUAUUUUUGAAAUAAAAACUGAUAGUCAUUUCAAAAAAACCUUUCCAAAUAAUCAGAAAAACGCCCGGUAAAUUAAUUUUUUUAUAAAAUUCAGAUCUUCGACGGGUCCUUGGAAAAAGCCGACAUGAUAGUCUUUGGAACUUCAAUUUGCCGAUUUUUUUGAACGAAAUUCGUUCUUUUUCUGUUUGUAUAUUUUAUGGAAACUGUCUCGAAUAAAAAUAUUUCUCAUUUGAUUUUUUUAUCUUGAGUCAUUUAUCAAAAGUUUUUCAGACGCUUCAAAUUACUUUGAAAUUCGAUGAAGCCAUAAAAAGAGCAAAUUUAAAGCUUUACUAUUUGUGUAAUUCUGAAGUCACAUUCGAAAAUUGCCUUCGGAACAAUUUAUUUCUGAUUUUUUACAUUGCAAGGUAAGUGGAUUAAUAGGAUUUUGCAUUUAAUUUUUAAAAAAUGUACUCUAAAAAUAUUUCACGGAACAAUUUUUUUCCCCAUACCAAUAUCAAGUUUCAAUGUUUUUUUAUUUGCUCGAAGGUUUAAAAUUAUAAAAUUAGAAAAAAAGUUAUACUAAAAAAACAUUUUUUUGGAGUUUUUUUAAACGGCUUAGAUUCAGAAAUCCUACGCUUUUUCUCAAUAAAUUUGUUUUUAUAAUUUUUAGAAAAAUUGUUGAAAAUGGUUUUUUAAACUGUCCUUUAUGUAAUUUUUCAAAAGUUCACUAGUCUUUCAUGACCAAAAAUAAAUCGGAAAGAAACUUUUUGCUCCCUAAAAUUCUGUAACUUCCAUGUUACUCUAGAAAAAGUACUAAAAAAGCUUUUGAAAACUGGAAAAGAACAUUUAAACUCAGAUCCUUUUUAAUGGAAGAAAGGCGUUUCGGGGAACAGAUCCCGGCGUCGGACGUCGUCCAGACGCCGAACUCUGAAGACGACGUCGGAAAUCUGCUCGAAUGGAUGAGAAACGACGAAAUCGGGCACGACGCCACCCUUGAAUCGCCUUUUGGCGAUCGGCAGAGUUAGAACUUUUAUUUUUUCGUUAGCCGAGAAAUAUGUGUAGUUUUCUUCAGAUUUACCAAAAAUCACGAGAUUCAGUCUUUGUAAGAGCUCAUAAUUUUAGCCCUAAUUGAGAUAUUUCACUUUUUAUUUUUAUAUUUCUUGUGGAAGAUGUCAAGUUUUGAUAAUGCCAAGAAUUUAAUGGCUCAACAAAAUUUCGGAAUGUUGAAAACUGAAAAGAGGCGAAAUUAACUAGUGAAAGGCAAGUCGAAGAAAGAUAAGGCUCUCAAGUUUGCGUUAUAAUUUUUUUUAGGUUUCAGUUUUUGGUAUUAGAGCGUUGAAAAUAUAUUUCUCAAACAUGUCAGUACUUUUUGUGAAGUUAGGUGAGCAAAAAAGAUAAAAAGACAUCCAGAAAAGUUACCGAAAAAUUAUUUUAUUUUUUUAAAUCUUAAAGCUUGUUUUCACUGACGUUUACUGACAUUUAGACUAGUUUACUAGGUUUUUUUUUGCAAGGAAUAUUUCUCCUUGAAUACCAAAACUAUCUCUGACUCUCCAGAGUUUCGUUAUCUUUUCGCUUCUCUGAUCGUUAUUUUGAAAAUCGCGGAAUAAUUUUGAACACGGCACGAUAUUUGAUUAUUUGCAGUAGUCUACUGCGACUACACGGCGAGCGCUCGAGCCUUCAAAUCCAUCGAAAAUUACAUUCAAACGGUUUUUCUUGAUUACUUUUACUAUUCAAGGCUAAAUUUCAGGAAGUUUUGCCCUUUUAUGGGAAUACUCAUAGUUCAGUUACGGUCACCGCUGAGCAGACUACACUUUUCAUGCAUGAAGCUAGGUUUUUUUGGCUGGGAUCAUGUAGAAACUUAUUGAAAGUGAACUUUCAAGACAAGAAAUUCGGGCGAUGACUGGCGCCGGCGACCUGGACGACGUCAUAUUUCACUGGGAAGCGGCGCCACAGCCGCCGUCGAACUUUUGACUCACCUGAUUUGCGAUGAAGCGCAGAAGCCCUUGGUAAGAAUCGAAAAUUCAGAGAAAAGCUCUGAUCUAAGAGUUUUGAGAUUUUUUUAAUGUUCAGAAAAAAAUCCUCCCAAUUAUUUUUCUUGAAAACGAUACUGAAAACUAUACAUUGAUGGUAAAGGAAAAAUUUUUACGAAAUAAGAGAAGAACUCGAAAUUUAAAAAACCCGAUAUCAUCGUCUCGAGAAGCAAAAUUAAAAAAAAAGCGGAAAAUGGUUUUUCUUCGCUACCGAUUUUUUUCACGAGCAGUCCGCAGACACGCUAUAACAUCGCGCGCAAUUUUGCGGACUUCAACGUCUUUUCGCAAAUUUCUUCAUUUUUACUUUCGUUGUUUUGAACUCAAAAUUAAGAUUACUCUUUGAAGGUGGUGGUUCAUUCGAUCCACGAACAUCAUUCAAACCUUCUCCCAUGGCGACAUCGGGCUGAAAAAUGUUACGUUGUUGAUGAACAGGAGAAUGGAGACGUUGAUCUUGGUUCAUUUAUUCAUAAUAUUUCAACGAUUAAGUUCUCUUUUUGUAGAGUCUUUGGAGAGGAAUCUCAAACUUGCUGUAGAAAAUCAUGCAGAAGCUUUGAUUGUCGGAGCCUUCACUGCAUGUUCAAACGUCACUGGAGUUCUUAUAAACGUCGAAAAUGUCACCAAGACGUUGAAAAAGUUGGUUUUGCGCUGCUUAGGAACUCCAGAGUGGUCCCCUAUAGGGUCGAGCUUUUUGGCCCAGGAAGGUUCCCUAUAGGGACCACCUAACCUUGGCCUACAGUCUUUACUAAAGCUUGCAAAAGUGUACCCUAUAGGGGUCAUUUUAGUGGCCCCUUUAGGGGAGCAUUUGUCGUUUAUUGUUGCAAUAUCUAGUGAGAAGCGUUCCAUGACGGAAAAUCAAUAAGUUGCGCUUUUUGAAAGAAAAAAAUAAACAGAGCUUCGAUUUUUAUUGAAAACUUCUUUUUAAUUUUCAAACUAGACAAAAAAAUUGAAAGACCCUACAAGGAUCAUUUAAGGUUAUCGAGCACAUUAGUCGGAUUGUAAGCCCCUAUAGGGACCACUCAAAAAUUUAGUUAGAUCAUCUUUUCUUACAGCCUUUUCUAGAAGCAAGAUAUUUUCUUAAAAGUAUUGCAGAUGGAAAAAUUUUUUUGGGCUUUAAUUUUUUUCAUUUUUUUGUGUCCCAUAUUCAUCAUGGGAAACUGUUUUUUUAUACUUAAAAUUUUGGCUUUUAAUCUAUGAAAAGGUUUCGAAAAACUUUUUAUAAUAUCAAUUUUUUUGUCUGUAAUCCGGCAAGCUUUUUGUGCAUUUUUCUUUUUCGAACUUGUUUUUAUUUUUUUUUUUCUGUGAAGGUUCGGCGCGUUAUCCGUGUGGGAUUACGCUUCGGCGGCCCCUUACGUCGAAAUUCAAGUGAAUGGGCGAUUUCCAUUGGAUGCGGUUUUUUUCUCGGGACACAAGUUUCCUGGUGGCGUUUCUUCUCCAGGUGCAUUUCCAGGCCAAAUAGGGCAUUUUUCUGAGAUUUUAGGCGUUCUUGUUGUGAAGAAAGCCAUUGGGCAAGUGUCCAAGCCGCAGAGAAUCGGCGGCGGAACUGUCUUUUUUGUAAGUUUUAAAAGUCUAUUUUAGUCAAAUACUGCCUUGAUCAAAGGGAUUUCGCGAAAAUGGAAAUAGUUGGCAGAGAAGGAAAAAAGAUAACUGAAUUUUGGAGAGUCAGAGAUAACUUUGAAUUUUGCGGAAAUAUAUUUGAACAUGACAUAAAGUUCCAUUCUUGUAGGAGUAUCUUCAAAAAGUAAAAAAAUAAUUAUUAGGAAUAAUUAUAAAUAAAUGAACAGAAAAUCACUUAAGUGAUGGUAGAGAAAAAGAUUUGAAUUUAGAAGAAAAUGAAUAAAUUCUAGUAAUUCCAAAAAUUCCAAAAAAUCGUUUUUUUCAUCAGAACUUUUUCAAGUUUUGUCUAAUGACGAUUGACUUAGCGGUUUUUGGUUUUUUAUUUCAAGAAAAUGCUUCUCAUCAUAGCCAUUCCCCAUGCGGUCAUGGGCUUUGAAUUUAGACUCAAUCGAUUAUAUCGAUCGGGAAUCAGAAACUUCGAAAAAAUAAUCCGUACCAUAAACUUUUAAAAUUUUCAUCAGGAUCAUGAAAAAAACAAUUGACUAGUGAGAAUAGAUACUAAAUAUUGAUUUUUUUUUGUGAAAGAAAGUUCAGAAAACUUUCACAAUACAAUCCAGGUGAGUCGAGCCGGAGAAUGGUACCUGAAAGAGGCUGAACAUCGAGAAGAAGGCGGUACUGCAGAUCCUGUCGGAGCUGUACGGCUAGCCAUGGCCGUGAAGUUGAAAAGGAGUGUUGGGGAGAGGAAUAUUGGCCGGUUUGAAGAGAACUUGUCGAGGUACAGUUAUCAGCGAAAAAAGUUUUGAAGAUUCCCUUUUUAGAGUUGUUUUCUUCUGAAAUUUAGUUUUCUAAUUUUUUUGGCACUAUUUUCAAAGUUAGAGAUCGUUCACAAAUGAGAGGGUAGUGGUUUUGCUUUCUCUGAACACUCUCGUUUAGCAGUGAACUCUAACUUUUAAAACUUGCAAGUAAACUUACUUUUAAAAUUGAGCAAAAAUAGUGUUUUUUGAAAAAAACAUUUAUGAUACUCUCUUCUUUUUAAUAAUUUCUGUGGAACUCCUUUUUUUCGAAACGAUCGAAAAAAACUCUAGUUUUUUGAUCUUCAAGUUUACUUUUAAAGUUUCUACGGAUCGACAAAUUCAGAAAAAAAGUUUAUUGAGAAAAAAUGAGUUGAAGUUUCAUUUCAGAAUAUUCUUGGGUGAGGUCUCAAAUUGUAAAGAGCUUGUCCUAUUAGGAGCCCCGGUUUUCGAAGAUCGCGUUCCCGUUUUUUUCCUUCGUUGUAAAGGUUAGUUUAAGUUUUUUUCUUCAAUAAUUAUUUCUUGCGAAGAUUUUUUUAAAAAAAUUCGUUGAACCUUUGAUAAAACUUGACGGGAGUAAACUUAAGAUUUUUUUCUGAGUCUAAAAAAAUAAGAAAAAAAAGUUUCGCAAUGUAAACUUUUUCAAAUUAUAGCGCUCCAAAGUCUAUAAUCUACAAUUUUUCCACAACUUCUCUUUUUUUAGAACACAGAAAGCCCUAAAGUACAGUUUAUCCAGUUUCCCUUGAAAGUACCUUUUAAAACUUUUCUUGAAGAAAGUUUUGAACAAAAUAAGUAUUUUAGGACCUCAAAUCUGGCCUUUUCUUCCAUCAUAACUACAUUUCUGCCCUUCUCAACGAUUUAUUCGGAAUUCAAACUCGAGCCGGUUGUAUGUGUGCUGGUCCGUAUGUUCAGCACCUCCUGGGAAUUGAUGAAAAGGUUGAUAUUUUCAGGAAAAAAAAAUAUUAUCAAAUUUUUCUUUGAAAAAAAGGAAAGUUCUCUGAAAAAGACGAUAAAAAAGUCAACCUGAAGCGUUUUCACUUCGAUGGGCCCGUCCAAUGAACCUUUACGCGAAAGUCGUCUAGUGUCGGGUGCACUUUUUGAACGAUAUUUUUCGUAAUUGAGCCGAAAAAAAUCGAUUCAAUGUGUUUCAAAUAUGCGACCAUCGGACUCAAUUUUGAGACCUUUUUUUAAUAUAAAAAAAUUCAGAUGUCAUCAGAAUACCUGGAAGCCCUUCGAGAAAUCCCCAAUCUCGACCGGACUCAUUUGAGAAGGACUCGCGAAUAUUCACAACACGAAUUUUUGAGGCCCGGAUUCACUAGAAUCUCUUUCCCCUAUUAUUUCACAGCUGAAAAGGUUUUUCGUGUCGAAACCCAUUUAUUUUUGUAUUUUUUCAAAGGUUCGACAAGUUGCCGAGUGUGUAAAGUUCGUCGCCGAACACGCCGCCGAUUUGAUUCAUCUGGUAGUUUUUCUCAAAAAUUCAAAGGAAAUUAAGGAAUCUUCAGUACCAAGUGAACUGUGAGAGUUCGGAGUGGCAUCACAAAAAUCAGCGGGUUUUUCAUGAUCGAAGGUAAUUUUUGAGCGAUUUUGAAUGGUUUGAGGCGCGGCGGUCCGGCGCGGUUUGAGUGAAAAGUUCAUCUGCUGCACUUUUUAAUGUCAACUGGCUAAAGUCGCUUUUAGUCGGGGGGAAGCUUAAGAGUAACCUGUAAAAUUUUUUGAUGCCGAAAGCCGCUUUUGGUCGGGUGAAGAAUUUGAGUAACCUGUAAAAAUGGCGGAAGUCGCUUUUGGUCGGCUGAAGCUUUGGAAUAGGCUGGAAAAAAUUUUUGAUGGCGGAAUUCGCUUUUGGCCUGGUGAAGCUUUUGAGUAACUUGAGAAAACUUUUCGACGGCGCAAGUCGCUUUUGGUCGGGUGAAGCUUUUUGAGUAACCUGUAGGAAGUUUUCAAUGGUGGAAGUCGCUUUAGGUCGGGUGAAGGUUCUUGAGAAUCCUGUAGAAACUUUACAAAGGCGGGAGUCGCUUUAUGGUCGGAGAAAGUUUUGGUGUAACCGCUUCGCUUUGAGCCAUUCUCCUUGCGACCAAACAAUAUUUUUAGUUUGAGCAAACUUAAAAGCUUGAUCCAUUGCUUAAUUAUGAACACUUUCACAAAUAUCUAUUGCAAAAUAACUACUAAUAACUUUUUUUCCAGAUGGCUUGGCCAUACUCGUUUCACCAAAGACGGAUUAAUAGUCAAGGUUAUUUUUCUACAUUUUUUGAGAAACUGAAAGACUUUUUUCUAGGAAGCUAAGAAACGGGAAAGGGCGCCUUCAAUGAAAGAAUUAUUGGAAGAAGCGGAAAUUUUGGCUGAAGAAUUUUUCGACUUUUUAAGGAUGUGGGAAAGGUGGGUUUGAAAAAUGGAAAAAGAUAAAAACUAACGGAUUUUUAUCAGAAAGAAAGGCAUGAAAUUUUUCAAAAUUUGUUUUUGAUUGGGAAUUUUUUGACUAAAAAAAUAAGGUUCUGGCUUCUGAUUUUUUGGAGGUCAAUAAAAGAUAUCAAUUACAUUUUUAGAUGUUGGUUGGUAAACAAGUACCAACGGAAACAGGAAUCCGAUUCAAAGUUUUUAAGGAUUUUUGAAACAUUUUUCCGUAUUGAUUAUAGAGUGUAUUAGAAAAAAAUGCGAGAUACCGUAAACCCAGACCUUUUUAUGCCCUUUCGCGUCGAAACCAUAACAUCGGGUCUCACAGCGAAAUUUUUCACGUUUAGACUUUUUUUAAUGUAAUAAGCGUGUCUGAAGUAAUUUAUAUUGAAGGUCAAAAUGAAUUUUAAAUAAUUGAAAUUUUAUUUCAAACCUAGAAAUUAUCUUGGUUCAGGCGUUUACUUGCGAAAUUUCAACGUGAAUUAGACAAAAUUUGAUACUUUUUCAUGUUCACAAGUUUUAUUCAUGUAGUUUCACUUCUAAAAAUUCGAAUUUUCCUACAAAAAAAAAGGAAUUUUUGUAGAUUCCCGACGGCAGAAUUGCUAUCGAACCAAAGUUUUCCCACCUCCGAUGGUUCAUUUUGCCGGUUGAAGUCGUGGAAAGAAGAGCUGGACAUUCAAUAAAAUAUCCUGAGCCUCCUUUUUGUCCCAAAAUCUACGAUUCACUGGAUAUUACUGAGAAAUUGAAAUUUUUACCUUCAUCUCCAGAAAUUGAACAUAUUACGGAAGACUUUGAAGGUAAAGCCUUAAUUUUAAUCGAAUAUCAACCACUUUUGUACAGAGAUACCCUCUGAGAAUCAGGAAAAUGGAGAAAAAGAGUUCACCUGUCCGUUGUCACUUGAAGAACAAACGAGGGGGCGGGGCAUCGAUGGAGACAUUGAGUGCGAUGAAAAGUUGAAACAGGAAGUCAAGGUAUAUGUUUUAUUCAAAAAGAAAAUUUCACGAAGAAAAAGAUUUUACCGCGUUUUUUUGACGACGCCCACUUUUUCUCCGUAAAGUGUCGUGUGUCGUGUGCAUGCACUGCGCCGCUCACGCGCAGAAAAUUGCGUUUAUGUAGAGAAAUUUCGAUUCGUCUUGAAGACCUCUGGCAAUACGGCGGCCUGCGCCUUUAUUUAUAUAAAGCCCAAAUCUCUGUCGUUCCCAUGACGUCACGUGGGAACGGUAAAUAUUUUGACUCCGCCCACCGUUUUUUUUUGGUUUCACAUUUUUUCCACUAAAAAAUUCGCCGUGAUUUCUGUUUCGUUUAUUGAAAAAGUACACUGAAAAUCCAGAAUUCUGAAGUUUUAAAAAACCCCAACAAAGAAGGUGAGGAGACUGGCUCAAGGAAAAACUUGAAGGUGAAUAAUUGAAAAUUACUCUGGAAAAAAAAGAACUUAAUCAGUUUUUCAUAGAUCUUAUAAUGGGUAGAAUAGCUUCUUGAUAUGCUUCUUAAAAGGAAAAAAAAAGUUUUUAUGUCGGAAGUUUGGGAAAAAAAGAUUAUAUAUAAUUUUUUUAAGACGGCAGAAGAUUGGGGACGACGAGUUGUGGUGAAGCCGGUCGCUUUGACGAGACAGGAAGAAAGCCAGUGAGCAUUUUUUUGAAAUUAUCUUGGGAUCAGACCUGCUUCUUACAAUGUUAAACAAGCUGUUGGGUUCAAAAAAAAAGAAACUUUUAAUUUUUUUUUUCUCGUUUUGAGUUCAAAUUAGGACUAAAAUGAGAUUUUUAAAAGCGCGAAAUUCAAUAUUUUCAAAGUGGGAAAGUUGACCUCAACAAGUCCCGAAAAAGUUAAAAUUAUCUAUUUUUCAAAAUUUCGUCUAAGCUCGAUAUGGUUUCUCGGUCCUUGUUUACGAAAACCUGAAGGUUCUGAACUCUCUAGGGACCACUUAAUAGUGCUGAAGCAAUUCAAAUGAUCAUUAAGGGUCAAUUUACGGAGUAAAUGUGAGAAUUUAGGCUUGAGUGGCAUGCCCCGCCCAUUGAUAUGUACAAAAAAGUGACAGAAGUCAUCCAUGAACUCAAAAUGAUCAAGGUUUGUUCCAAAGGUUCCGUUCCAAGAAAAAUAAUAAGCAGAACUAAUUUCACUUAAGAGGUUUCUUUUGAUUUUAUGACUUCAGGAAGGCGACCGCAUUUUGGUUUGUCUUUCCGGAGGCAAAGAUUCGCUUUCUCUACUUCAUAUCCUUCAUUUCUACCAGAUGCGGUGUAGGAAAAAUAGAAGGUUUAUCAAUAACCUUUCGAAGGAAAAUAAACUUUUACAGUACGAAAUUCGAUCUUGGAGCGAUUACGGUAGACCCCGGGUCUGCAGAGUACAAUCCGAGGCCAUUGAUUGAGUAUUGCAAAAAGCUGAAUAUCCAUUAUUUCUAUGAGGAACAAGGUUGGUUCACUUCCAAAAAAUUUUUUUCGAAUUUUGAAUUUCCAGCGUUAAAUCUUUGCACGAAAAAUCAUUUCUCCUUUUCAAACAGAUCUGAAAAACGAAUAUUGAGAAUGACAUCUUGAUGAAUAGAAUAGUCCACAAACGAAUAAAUAAAAAAAUAAUGAGGCAUUUUUCAGUUUUGUGGUCGCAUGAGGAAUGA
Molecule: messenger RNA, 11440 nt
Organism: Caenorhabditis auriculariae
Lineage: Eukaryota; Metazoa; Nematoda; Chromadorea; Rhabditida; Rhabditidae
Source: the annotation of a GenBank genome assembly